ACUGGUGUGUGUGCCGACCUUGUUCCAGCGACGAGCUACCCUAAAAAGCCAGCUGUUUGCAGCGCAUACCUUUCUGGCAUUAGCCACCGGUACGGGCACGCAUUUAACCCCGUCUUUUAGGGCUGUGGUAGUAUAGCCUUAUAUUUUACCGUGAAAAUGAGGCAGGGCGUGAUGGGGUGCUGCCCUGCUAUCGCUAGCUAGGCGGACAAAUUCCUUCAACCAGCUCGCUGUUCCAAUCACUGCGGGUUGACACAACAUUAGCUGAGGCGUUAAGUGAGCUAGCGGGCUAGCAAGGCUGUAGCCGUUACGUGUAUUCAAGCCUACGGUAGCUAAUGCAGUUAGUCAAAAAACGGACGCAUUGCUCAGGCGUAGAUAGUGCAAUAACGGUUAAUAGCGGCAAUAACGGUUAUCACUAACGUGAGCUUAUCAACACUACUUUUCAGCACCGCUAACUAGCUAGCUAACGAGACUCAACAGAAAUCAACUGUUAGGCGUUUGGAUGUCGCGACACUGCAGUUUUGAACCACUUUUUGGCGGAUUGCGGACAUAAAAUUGGACAACAGUGACAGAUGCAAAGAUAGAAUUGGACCAGCGAAUGAGAAGGUGUUAAUGAUAUAAACUAAGGGGCUAAUCUGCGGCAGUAAUUUUAACAUUAGCCGUAUUAAGGCAGAGCAUCUCGGGGAGGCCGCACCGUCUCCUGACUCCCUCCCCCUGUCCGAUUCUCCCGUGAUUUGCCGAAAACACCCGGGUGAAGUCGCAGUUGUUCUCGGCUUGGGGGGACGACUUGACAGCGAGGCCCCUUAGCUAGUAUCCCCUCCCCCCCAGUCCCGUUCAUCCAUCCGUCCAAGCCCGACAGACCCACCCCUUCAUCCCUGAGAUCCAAGCGAGGACCGGGGAUUCGGGAUAAGCUGAAACCGUGUGCCGAGGUCCCGUCUUAACCGGGCUGCCAAAACUAGAGGGGAUGACUCUGGAGUCCAUGAUGGCUUGCUGCCUGAGCGAAGAGGCGAAGGAGUCGAAACGAAUCAAUGCAGAAAUUGACAAACAACUCCGCCGAGACAAGCGAGACUCCAGGAGAGAGCUGAAAUUGCUUCUUCUCGGUACGGGAGAAAGUGGCAAGAGCACCUUCAUCAAGCAGAUGAGGAUCAUUCAUGGAGCCGGGUAUUCAGACGAAGAUAAGAGAGGCUUCAUCCGGCUUGUUUACCAAAACAUCUUCACCUCCAUGCAGGCCAUGAUCCGCGCCACUGAGACCCUAAAGAUCCCCUACAAAUUUGAACAGAAUCGGUCUAACGCCAUGAUCGUCAAGGAGGUGGACAUCGAGAAGAUCAAUGGGUUCGACUUUCACUUCAUCGCUGCUAUCAAAUGCCUUUGGUCCGAUCCGGGCAUCCAGGAGGCCUACGACCGCCGCAGAGAGUACCAGCUCUCUGACUCCACUAAAUAUUACCUUAGUGAUAUAGACCGUGUGACUGCGGAGGGAUACGUUCCCACCCAGCAGGAUGUGCUGAGGGUCCGUGUGCCCACUACGGGUAUUAUAGAGUACCCGUUUGACCUGGAGAACGUCAUCUUCAGGAUGGUGGAUGUAGGGGGUCAGAGGUCAGAGAGGAGGAAGUGGAUUCACUGCUUCGAGAACGUCACCUCCAUCAUGUUCCUCGUGGCGCUGAGCGAGUACGACCAGGUCCUGGUGGAGUCUGACAACGAGAACCGUAUGGAGGAGAGUAAAGCUCUGUUCAGGACUAUCAUCACCUACCCCUGGUUUCAAAACUCCUCUGUCAUCCUCUUCCUCAACAAGAAGGACCUGCUAGAGGAGAAGAUCUCCUACUCACACUUGGUGGACUAUUUCCCAGAGUUUGAUGGUCCCCAGAGAGAUGCACAGGCAGCGCGGGAGUUCAUCCUCAAGAUGUUUGUGGACUUAAACCCAGACAGCGACAAGAUCAUCUACUCUCACUUCACUUGUGCCACGGACACUGAGAACAUCCGCUUUGUGUUUGCAGCUGUCAAAGACACCAUCCUACAGCUCAAUCUGAAAGAGUACAAUCUGGUGUGAGGGCCCUACAUAGGACGCACAUCUCCUACCCCCAUUGCACAAAUGCACACCUCUUCGGGAGUGUGCACUCAAGUUCACAUGCAUUACACAGCACACCAUGCCGGCACACACACACACAAACACACACCAACAGAAUCCUUACUACUUUUCUCCACUACAGUACAUUCGCAAACCUCCCACAUGCGCCCCUCCUCUUUCACCAAAGCUCGCCCUCUUCCUCCGUCGCUCGGCAGCUUGUUGCGUGAGAGUCCCCUCUCCUCCCCAAGCUGCUCCUUGUGUCAGAUUUGGCCCCGGCUGCUGGCACAUUUCAUCUGGCACACAAACCUUUCGAACGGACUGUACAGUGACUUAAGGGGACUUUGGUGUUUGUGUGUGUGUGUGUUUGGUGUGUGUGUAUGUAUUUGGGGCAGCAUUGACAAGCGAGGAGCUGAGUUUAAGUGAUCCUACCCCUUUGGCCGUCCAGAGUUAACCCUCUGUGGUGUGAGAUCAGAUCCUUGUCCUUUCUGAGCUACUAUCGGUGCAGAAAGAAGUGAAUACGCUUUCUCCUGAAACCAACUAAGAACUAGCGAGUUGCUUUUUGGGAGAGAGUGACCCGGACAGGAAGUGAGGUUGAACACCGGACACAAGGGGUCGGGGCUGCAUCCAUGAAUGUACCCACCAGUGUGAGCAUCGCAAAAAAAAGAAAAGAUAUAUAUAUAUAUAUAUAUAUAUGUAUGUGUGUGUGUAUAUAUAUAUAUAUAUAUAUAUAUAUAUAUAUUAUGAAGUAAAUGCAUAUGUAAACACACUUAAGACAAAAAGCACGAGGGCAAGUCAUAGCUAAUCAAAAUCUGUUCUUUGCUGAGUUUUUAAAAAUGUUUUUAAUGAUAGAAAUGUGUUGCUACGUCUACUUAUAUUUAACAAAUAAUGGCUUAAUGGAAUGAUGAUGAGAAAUUAUAAGAAAAUCUAUUAAAAAAACAUUUAGACUAAAGACAUUUGAGAGAGAAGCAACCAGAAAUGUACGUUGACAUAAGUAUCCUUUAAAAGUUUCUGUGGGAUCUUUUUUUUUAAGUCGAUCACAUCGCUUCCCUCCUCCAGAUGUGUUCUGUAUAGAUUCACUGGGACAAUCUUCCAUGUGACCCCCCCCCCCCACACACCCUUAUUACAACACACUAGUAGCGGAAGAGAGCAUCCUGCUUUCAACGCAGGCUCUGCUCUGAUUGGUGGAAGCAGUUGUUGAGGGGAGCGUGAUGUCAUCAGUGUUUAUCAGCCCAAAGAGCGCAUCUGCAGCUCGGGCUGAAAGUAGCUUAUUCAACUAAAUGAAAGCUGUAAAUUAAACACACUCACACCCCGAAUGUGAAUGGGAUCCAUGCGGUAACAUCUCUGGCGUCACACCUGCGUCACUCAGCCGUCCAAUCAGACUCACUCCCUGGCGGUGAUAUAGUCAUCACGUCAGGAUGUGCUUCUGUUUACUUUUUUUUUUACUGUAUAGUCACUUUGUUUAUAUAAAGAUUGCUUGCUAUUGAGUGGUGAAAAGGGGUGGGGGGCGAACCUUUCACUGAAAACGCACUCUGAAGUCUGCAAACAUUGUUUGUGUAUAUUUGUUUGUAAAUACAUAUACACGAAACACUCCUGUACAAAAAACGCUCUGUGGUACACCAUCUUUGGCAAAAAACUAACAAAAAAAAGAAAAAAGUAUCAACUUCUUCAUUAGCAUACAGUUUUUUCCUAUGAAUUUAUGGUAGUAGUUAUACUGUGAUUAUGGAUUUUGUUCACUUUAUUAAUAGGACUACACAGAGCUGAGCGGUGUUGAGGAAACGAUGGAGUAAUAGUCAGAGAGAAGAGGCUCCUCCCAACAGCCUCACGACUCCACACUACUGCUACGGCUCUGGCUCCAGAGUUUACUCACUAGGGCUGGUAUAAAUCUUCACAGUGUGGUGAUGAGAUGAUUUUAAGAGUAAUUAAAGAUUUUUUUAUUUAUCUAAUUUAUGGACCAGGUUUGAAGGUGUUGAUAAUUUGACUGCUUUUGAUUCUGUCAUGUUGAAGUGCUCCUUUUUCUCAUGGCGGAGCCUACUUGAGUCUGAACUGCUGUAAAAAAAAAUGACAAAAAAAAUGUCUGGUAUAGUAAGGACUUUAUCUCUGCUUUCUAUUUCUUAUUGAGACAUUUCCAGUUGUACUUCACACAUCACAUCUCCAUCCAUGAUAAUACUGUUUGGUUUUCUUUAGGAGCCCUCACAUUUGUUUUGUUUGAUUUUAAAAAAAGGAAGAAAAAAAACCAAAAAAACUUGUAUUUCCUCUCGGUUUAUAGACGCAGCGCUGUAAUGCAUACCUAGAAAAAUGUACAGUACGAACGUAGGUGGACUUUUUUAUCAGUGAUUGAAGACCCACGUGGUCCAUGCUUGCUAUUUGUAAUUUAACACAAAACUUCUGUUGUCGGUUUUGGCAUUGUUGAUUUCCAGUUUUUUGAGGCUUGCUUUGAUAGUGCCAGUGAAGUGCAGAUAUACUUUUUUGGUCUUUGACCUUUUCUACAGGUGACUUAUCCUUCAUCCUCAUUAAGGGCUAUCACAGUGCAUCAGGCAUCAGACAGCGGGGAGUGGAGUACAGGACCACAGUGAACCGAGUCAUCCACUACUUAUCCUUGAUUAUUAUUGGAGAAUACUUGCAGUAUGAGCUAUAAGAAGUAUAGGCAGGGUGUUAAUGUAAACAUAAGGUGUUUGUUUAGAGAGAUUAUCAACACUAAAACCCUUUUUCUUUAUGUAUUUCUUUAUGGUUCCCUUUGGUUAAAGUAAUUGGACCCAGUAUCUGGCUCGCCAACCUUCACUAUUAUCUAUUUGUUUGCAUUUGGUAUCACAGAGUUACCUGUAACAUCUAAUGCAGUGUAAAGACACUUAUCACUAAGGACACUACUACCAGGACAAGUAUUGCAUGUUUCCCCAAGUAUUUGAGUUAGUGACCAUGCUUGUGACUCUGCUUGUUUUAACCCAUUAGCUACAAGCCUUGUUCUUUAUUAAUGACCAUUUUUCCAGUUUCAAAAUUGAUUUACUACUACUGCUCAUGCCAGUAAGGCUUGACUCUGAGAAAGAAUCUAUGCCACAGAUGACAUUUAGUCACCUUUUUUCAAAUGUCUUUCAUUGUGCAAUGAUUGCUGGUAUAAUUGUGCCUCCAGAAAUUCCUUGUUAUUGCACUCAAAAAAGCUGUGUACCAGGAGUGAAAAGGUUUUAAUUGGUACAGCUUUUCCUAGCUGGUCAGAGUACCAAUCCAAUACUAGCCCAAAUUUAAAAUCUGUACGCUACAUUGUGUGGAGCCAUUAUAAUCUUGGUUUUAAAAUGGAUAACUGAUUAGUAUUUUGGAUUGGUCCACCCUUGCAGCUUUUUUAAAUCAUUCCUAUCCAAUGCAUUAACUGCAUUCAAUUUAAGAAAAGCUAAAAAUGACUAAAGGUUCUCUGUGGCGUUGUUGAAUCCAGUUUAUCACUCCGGGUUGUUUUUCCUAGAUUAGCCCCAGAAGCUGUUGAAAAAGAAGAGGAUCAAUCUAUACACUUGAUUUUAAAGUUUGAACACUAAGUUAGUUAGUAGCUAAAAUAUGUUAUUUCGGAGCAACGGUGUGGUCUUUAACUACCAUUAUGUCUGCUCAAAAUGAAUCUAACUUUGAGCACACGAAAGCAGACAGCCAACUGUUAACACUGCUGUCAUAGAAAAGGAUGCCAGUAUUUAAGUGGAGCGUAUACCAGUAUGGAUAACCCAAGUAUUUAUCAGUAGUUGUGAUUUCCUGUGUGUUGAGUGCAGCUCACUUUAAUGGUGAAGAACCAUGUUGUAUUUUAAAACUUGACACUACAACUCUGGCACAUGGUGAAGGGCUGACUGGCUGUUAGUGUGGGUUUGGUAGUGAGUUUAGCAGCCGAGUGUUGCACUGUGUGCUUCUGACACUUUUUAUCUCAACCUAUGGGCGCUGACGAGAGGGAAGGCAAGACUGUAAAGAAACCUAAAUCUCCUUCUCACUCUUGUCUGUUUUCAGCAAUGACCACACACUCUUAUUUAUUGCCUUUCAUUGCCUUGAAUAAUGAAAGAUGGUGUUGCCGGCCCUUGGAUGGUUUCGGGGCUUGCUCCGGGACCUUCUUGGGUGGCCGCGGUUGUGUGAUUUCUCUUCCUGCGGGCUUGUUAAAAUAAGUGGAAUCAAAACUAUCUUUUCAACAUCAGUUUGGAGUCAGUGCAUAUUCAAAACUUUAAUCUUAUUCCCUCUUUGUGUGUUUUUUAUUUCCUGUAUGAUAAAGAAAACAUUACCAGAACUAUUAUUUUGGACCACUUGAUUUAUUUUUCCUCACUCCAAUGAAACCUGAAGGUCAAUUGUGUAGUGGUGUAUAAAAUGCUGUUUUUUUUCUCUUUAUUUUGUAUGUAAACCAAAUGUAAAUUAUGUAUUAUACUGAGUGUGCCAACCCCACUCUCUGCAGAGCCAGGCUCUCGCUAAGUGCCAACGCUGUGGUCAUCAUCAGAGGACCACCACCUGAGAUGGUCUCCCCUUUUUAAAUAAAACACACCAGAGACUAAAAGGAUAGAUGAUUAAGUACACACAAAGACUUUAUUCUGUAUUUAAGAUUGAAGAUUUAAAAAAUAAUCUGCUGUUUUUUUAAGAAACUGUAAUUAUAAUUGCAUGUGCUGUUUAUUUUGUGUUGGAGGUGAGGGCUUUGAUGUUUCCAUUGAAGCAGGGAGCCCUGAAUGAAGGGGGUUCAAUCAGUUGGUUAUUAUCGAUUAUUGAUUUACAUAACUCUUGCCAUAUUUUUUUAUGUGUUUCAUGUAUUUGUUUCAACCACUGUUGCCUGAUCCUCAUUCAAACAUGAACAUGACUUAUGAUCAUUGCCGCCUUCUAAGAGAGAAACAUAAUGACAAGGUAUCUGUUUUAAAUUGAAAUAAAUUUGUUCCUAUACUUGCUCA
Messenger RNA from Eleginops maclovinus (Patagonian blennie), 6942 nucleotides. It is a transcript of the gene gna11b, whose product is annotated as guanine nucleotide binding protein (G protein), alpha 11b (Gq class). Gene Ontology annotation, cellular component: heterotrimeric G-protein complex. Bases 962 to 2041 code for a protein of 359 amino acids. Gene Ontology annotation, biological process: phospholipase C-activating dopamine receptor signaling pathway; action potential; adenylate cyclase-modulating G protein-coupled receptor signaling pathway. Gene Ontology annotation, molecular function: guanyl nucleotide binding; G protein-coupled receptor binding; GTPase activity. The transcript has 7 exons. The record is from RefSeq and is a predicted model, not a curated record. Lineage: Eukaryota; Metazoa; Chordata; Actinopteri; Perciformes; Eleginopidae.